This is a messenger RNA of Styela clava, 1345 nucleotides long. RefSeq names its product migration and invasion-inhibitory protein-like. Gene Ontology annotation, biological process: negative regulation of G2/M transition of mitotic cell cycle; negative regulation of cell migration. The record is from RefSeq and is a predicted model, not a curated record. NCBI's taxonomy places the organism in Eukaryota, Metazoa, Chordata, Ascidiacea, Stolidobranchia, Styelidae.
CUCUAUCAAACUGCUUUUUUCAUGAUUUGAAAUCCAGGAAUUGCUAAAUACAGAAUUAUAGGUCUGCUCUCAUAACUGUAUAUUUUUAUUUCUUUCCUUUUUCAUAUAAAGAUAACACAGAGACUCCUAGAUACCAGAACAUGGGUCCAAAAUCUAAGACGCGGUCAACAAAACCUUAUCAGGCUUCCGAUAAUAUGAAGACUCCGAAACGAUCCAUCCUUGCAUCGAAAGCUCGGCACACACCAGGAGGCAAAAACAGAGUCAAAUUUUCUGUUGAUAGUCCUGAUAAUUCUCGCUUACUAAGACACAGUCAGUGCAUUGAUGAAAAUAUCGCUCCACUUCCGAAACCUUUGCUCGGAUAUGAUUGGAUUGCUGGAGUCGUAGAAAUGGAUAGUCUGCCGAGAUCUUCGGGCGGGGUUUCAGCUGUUGUUACUCAGGAUUUUAUCAAUGAAAUUGAUGAGUUUCGAAAAACGAAUCGGGAUGAAUGCAGUGGAAAAGUCGAAAAUGCAAAUGAGAAAUAUUUAACUCCGAUUAAACCAAGAAAAAAAUAUCCAAUCUCUCCAGAUCCUGCUGAUACGCAAGACUCUAGAAUUCUGGAUUACACAGUCAACUCUCGACUUUACCCUGUACCUGUUGAUCCCAGCAUCAGUGUUCACCCUGGUACAAAAACAUCACCUCGUUUUAUCCGAAUUAGCGUUCCUAAAUCUGUCUUAACAACUCCAAAUAAAUUUAAACGUUCCAUUCCAAGAUCCACCAAUUCUGAUUCCAUGGCUUUACAUGACCAUUGCAUGCAAGGCAGAGAAUAUUCUCUACCAUCAAGAAACAGAGUGCCAAAGCCAAAGUUGUCUUCACAUUUGGAUCUUAAAGCUUCUCUUUUACCAGAUCCGAGUAAACGAGUACGAAACGUUGGUGCACUUCACUCAACAAUUGUGAACGUUCCACAAUCACUCUCUGGAUCAUUUCAUGACCCAUCUUAUCAUUUUAUGUAAAGUAAAUUCAUCAUAAUGAAUAAAAUUUCUUAGUACAAAAUAUUUUUUUGGUGCUGCUUCGGUUUGCGAUUUUAGUUAGUGUUAGGGACUGAAUUCGAUGUGAAUGUCUUCAUGAGAUUAUACGCAAUUGUGGUGCCAUUUUUGUAUACAAUUGAGAUCACAGUAACCAAGUGAGAUUGCGUACCAAAGUGGCAUCGAUUUUAUAUAACUAAGUUAUGUGUUUUGUCUAUUUUUUUGAAUUGUUGCUGCUAAUUCAUAGAAACUGUAUUUUGUAAUUUGAUCUUGUUGUCAUUUAUUUUUUUAUCCAUAUGUGAUAUUAUAUAUCUGUAUCAAGCUAUUUUAAUAUGUAUUUUUAG